Molecule: messenger RNA, 1987 nt
Organism: Chelmon rostratus (copperband butterflyfish)
Lineage: Eukaryota; Metazoa; Chordata; Actinopteri; Chaetodontiformes; Chaetodontidae
Gene: ncaph2
Product: non-SMC condensin II complex, subunit H2
Exons: 21
Coding region: 126-1898 (590 amino acids)
Biological process (GO): meiotic chromosome condensation; mitotic sister chromatid separation
Cellular component (GO): nucleus; condensin complex
Molecular function (GO): chromatin binding
Source: RefSeq, a predicted model, not a curated record
UGACGCUCGAAGAAGAAGUAGUUCGCGCGGGUUGUUUGACUGUUUGCUAGCUGCUACAAAACAUUUAGCAGGAGCUCUGUAACUGCUCUUUCCGCACGCGCUGCAGCAGUGACAGCGAGACGGUCAUGGAGUCCACCGAGAGCAGAUUCGCUCACCUGCUGCAGCCAAUCAGAGAGCUCACCAAGAACUGGGACAUCGACGUGGCCUCAGAGUUAAAUGACUAUUUAGAGGAGUUGGAUGAGAUGUGCAUCACGUUCGAUGGAGGAAACACCAGACUGAACUUCGCAGAAGCAGCUCUGUUGAUCCAGGGCUCAACCUGCAUCUACAGCAAGAAGGUCGAGCUCCUGCACAGCCUGGUUUACCAAACUCUGGAGUACAUCAACAACAAAAAUAAGAAGCAAAACAAGCAGCUGGCAGCAUCUCAGCAGAACGGUGCAGACGGCGCGGCGAGCGACCAUGACGCUGAUGAUGUUGCCGGGUUCACUCCACUGGACCUCAACGUCUCAGAGGACUUAAAGCCCGGUUCCCACCAGACUGCCCAUGUGACUCCUCUUCCUCCUGAGUCUCUGAUUCCUCCUGAAACCACAGAGAAGCUCAAACUUCCUCUCAUCAGUCUGAAAGGUGAAAUCUUGUGCAGUCUGAAGGACUUCAGGAUCAACAUCUUCUGUCCGGGAGACGACGAUCUGAUCGUCCUCUCGCUCGGAUCGGCUGCUUCCAGGCUUCAGCUGGACGAACGUCCUGCAGAGUCUCUGCAGCAGCGAGACGUUGGCGCUCCGCCUGACGCUGAUGACGGAGAUAACCGAGAUGAUGCUGCAGAUAACUUCCUUCCUUUCGAGGACAACGACAUGGAGCUGGACCAGGACCCGGAGCAGCACGUGGACAGACAGGCCUCGGCUCCGAGUGAAGGCAGGAUGAUCCGAGAGAGACGGCAAGUGGAAGACGAGGGACUGAGGAAGACGGAGGAGACGCCGCCUGCUGUGAACGUGUGGGCGCUCCACGACCCGUACGCCGUACUCGGGGAGGAAAAACCCUUCAGACCAGGAAAAUGCUAUAAAGUUCCUGACGGUCUGGACGAUGGCGGAAAGAGGAAAAGAAAACGUCCCGCUUCACUUCAGGACUUCAGGAGCUGGUUCAGAGGAGCCUUUGAUCCUCCGGAGCACAAGUUAAGAAAUGGACCCUCAUUCACAGACCUGAACUACGUUUACCUGAACACGAUGAAAGACAAACUGAAGACCAGGAAGAGGAUCUACAGGAAGGCGGGGGUGGUGGUCUCUGAUGAGGAACUGAGGCGGACCUUCCUGCAGCCGGAGGAGGCGGGGCUUCAGCAGCAGGGGGAGGAGCCUGUGGACGGAUUCAGACACGCUGACCUGCUGGGUGGAGAUGACGACCAUUCUGACAACGAACAGGAAGCGUUUCCUGACGAUGUUCCAGCGGAGAUUAUUGGAGGACCAGACUUCAUAUCACCAGAGACUCAGAGAGAUGAGCUGUGUUAUGAAGAUCUGGUGAAACUGUGCGUGGAGCAGAUGGUGAUGAGCAGUCGAGGCUACACUCAGGAAACGGCUCUGUCUCGCAGAGUGAAAGACUGGGAGGACAAGAUCCGACCUGAGCUGGUCCUGCAGGAGGAGCGUCCGGUCUUUGAUAUCCACGAUUACGGCGACAGGAUAAUGGUGGCGCUGGGCGGCGUCGGCCACCGCAGGUCUUUCUCCUCCGUCGUCGCUGGUUUGGACAACUUUGAAGCCUGCAAGUAUCUGCUGGCCUCGCUGCAGCUGGCGAACGACUACACGGUGGAGCUGGACAGCGUUGAGGGUCUGGAGGACAGCGUGGACACUGUGUCUCUGACUCUGCUCAGCACUCACAGAGCGACGGACAGAUUUAAAACCCCUUUAACUGAAUCAUGAUCUGAUGGAGACGAUGAUGAGAAUCAUGUCCCACAACGAGUUCUUCAAGAUGAAUAUUUGUAAUAAAAACUGACCAUUUAUUGAAAAAC